AUGAAGCAGCGCUUCUCUUCUUUGGACGUCAAGGUGAUUGCCGCUGAAUUGGCAGCGUCGCUGACCUCGUUACGAGUUUCAAACAUAUACGACCUCUCGAGUCGGAUAUUCCUCUUCAAGUUCGCCAAACCGGGUCGAAGGGAACAGCUGCUCGUGGACUCUGGUUUCCGAUGUCACCUCACUUCAUUCUCACGCACGGCGGCCACUGCGCCCUCGGCGUUUGUCAGUCGAUUGCGCAAAUAUCUCAAGAGCAGGCGUGUGACAAAUGUGGCGCAAAUUGGCACGGAUCGGGUGAUAGAAAUCACGUUCAGUGAGGGACAAUAUCGAAUGUUUCUGGAGUUCUUCGCUGCAGGGAACAUCAUAGUCACGGACGCUGAUCUGAAUGUCCUUGCAUUGCAGCGACAGGUUAGCGAAGGAGACGAAGAUGUUGACGUCAAGCUGGGCGGGAAAUACAUCCUCGACGCAAAACAGAAUUUCCACGGCAUCGCCCCCGUCACGCCCGAGCGAGUGAAGGAGACGCUCGAGAAGGCUGUACAGCGGGCAAAGGAUGCAAAAGAGGUUGGUGGGAAGAAGGCCAAACGAGCCAAAGGCGGAGACGAUUUACGAAAGGCUCUCAGUUUCGGGUUUCCUGAAUUCUCGGCGCAUCUACUGGAUCACGUUUUCAAUGAAAUUGGGAUCGAUGCAGCGGCAAAGGCUGAAGAUGUCUUGAACGAUGGUCAGCUCAUGGAGGCGGUUAUGAAGGCUUUGAAUCGCGCAAAGGAAAUCUUCGAAAGCCUGGGCACCGGGCAAUCCAAGGGUUAUAUCAUUGCGAAAAUCAAGAGUCCUUCUUCCGAGGCGCCCCAAGAAGCAGAAGCACAAACACAGCCAUCAUCCGGUCGAGAUAAUCUGCUUUAUGAAGACUUCCAUCCCUUCAGACCCAGUCAGUUCGAAGGCAAACCUGACCUGCGCAUCUUGGAGUUCGAUGGCUUCAACCGCACGGUCGACGAGUUCUACUCCUCGAUAGAGUCCCAGAAGCUGGAGUCAAGGCUCACCGAGCGGGAAGAAGCCGCAAGGAAGAAGUUGCAAGCUGCCAAGGAGGAGCAAGAGAAGAGACUAGGUGCGCUCCAGCAUGUGCAAGAACUGCACGUCCGGAAAGCUCAAGCCAUUGAAGCCAACACCCAUCGUGUGGAAGAGGCGUGUGCCGCCGUCAAUGGACUGAUUGGCCAAGGAAUGGACUGGGUUGACAUCGGCAAGCUCAUUGAAAACGAACAGAAACGUGGAAACGUCGUUGCCCAAAUGAUCAAGCUACCCUUAAAACUGGAGGAGAAUACCGUGACUCUGCUGCUGGAUGAGCCAGGAUUCAAUGAGGAAAGCGAAGAGGAUGAGCCCGACGAGACGGACGAGGAAGAAAACUCGGAUGAGGAUACCCGCAAGAAACCCACCAAGCCCGCUACGGACAAACGAUUGGCGAUUGAUAUUGAUUUGGGCCUGUCGCCGUGGGCAAAUGCCCGACAGUACUAUGAGCAGAAAAAGAAUGCUGCCGUCAAGGAGAAGAGAACGUUGGAGGCGGCCACAAUGGCACUCAAAUCUGCCGAAAGGAAGAUCGAGGCGGAUCUCAAAAGGGGUCUCAAGCAGGAAAAGGCUGCUCUGCGACCAGCAAGGAAGCAAUUCUGGUUCGAAAAGUUUCUCUAUUUCAUCUCCAGCGACGGAUACCUGGUUAUCGGAGGCAAGGAUGCACAGCAGAACGAGCUGCUGUACAGACGCUAUUUGAAAAGGGGCGAUGUCUAUGUGCAUGCUGAUCUGCAAGGUGCAUCGAGUGUCAUUGUAAAGAACAAUCCAAGAACUCCAGAUGCACCCAUUCCUCCAUCCACUCUGUCACAAGCGGGUGCGUUGACCGUUUGUACCAGCAGUGCAUGGGACUCGAAGGCCGUGAUGGGUGCAUGGUGGGUUAAUGCCGAACAAGUCAGCAAGACAGCUCCGAGUGGGGAGUAUCUUACAACUGGCGGGUUUAUCAUUCGUGGGCACAAAAAUCUCCUGCCACCGAGUCAGCUGUUGUUGGGCUUUGGAGUCUUGUGGCUGAUUAGCGAAGAGAGCAAAGUCAACCACGGCAAGCAUCGUUUGGAGAGGACUGAGAGCAUGUUGCCGGGGGAAGCCGAAGCUCUGGCGAAUGACGCGAGGGGACUGUCCUUGGAAGAGCAAGAGCAAGACUUGCCAAUAUCAGAACAAAGCAGAGCAGUGCCUGAUGUCGAAGAUGCAGCCGACGAUGCAGAAGAAGAAGAAAAAGAGGAUGCACGUGCAGCAGCGGCGCCCGAGGAAGAUGCCCAAAGUCAAGCAGACGAGGGCGACGCUGACAGCGAUGAUGAUGGAGAAGACGAGAGCCGUUCUGUCGCCGGCUCCGAGGCUGCUGAUAGCCGGUCUAACCCCCUACAAGCCAAUGGAACAGGGGAGGAGUACAAGGAAAGCGGCAGCGAGAAGCCUGAGAUUGAAGUUGAAGUCGAUGGCGAUGGCGCCGAUGAUGCCAAUAAUAAGUCUGAGGACGAGAGCGGAGACGAUGAAGAGGAACAUGGAGGAACACCCGCAGGAGAGUCAUCCACCGGGGUGUCCACGCCAGCGUCCUCUACCCAAGUUCCUAACAAACCAAAAGCACCACAACUGACGCGUGGCAAAAGAACAAAACUCAAGCGCGCACAAAAGAAAUACGCAGAUCAAGACGAAGAGGACCGCGCUCUCGCCAUGCAACUGCUCGGAUCUGCCAAAGGCCAAGAACGCAAACAAAUGGCCGAGGCGGAACGAGCCGCACGCGAAGCCAAAGCGCAAGCUGACCGAGAACGACGGAAAGCGCAACACGCCAAAGCUGCGGAAAAGGAGCGUCAGCGACUGGAGAGAUUGGAAAAGGCGGCGACAGCUGCUGAUGGCCACGAGGGUACCGGUGCACAUGCAGGUGCGGAUGUUGAUGCAGACGACAAACUCAGCCGUGAACAACUGGAACAAGAACGUCGCGAACUAUUGGACAUUGACCGCCUCGUGCCCAUGCCCGAACCGGGCGACGAACUUCUCGCGGCCAUCCCAGUCUGCGCGCCCUGGUCGGCCCUGUCGCGACAAAAGUACAAGGUCAAGCUGCAGCCAGGGAAUGUGAAAAAGGGAAAAGCUAUCAGAGAGAUUUUGGGAUUCUGGACGUCUUUGGCGACGAAGGGACCAAAGGUGGUUGAUGAGUCAAAUAGAGAUAAAGAGCGUGUGUGGCGACGUGAAGUGGAUUUGCUCAAGGAGUGGCGUGUCGAAGAGGUUGUUGGGUAUGUUCCUGUUAAGGGGUGUCGGAUUGUUCAGGGUGGAGGACUUGCUGGUUCCCUUGGGGGUGGUGCCGGCAGUGGCAGUGGAGGCGGUGCUGGUGGGAAGGGGAAAGCUGGUGCUGGUGGUGCGAAGGGGAAGAAGGGGAAAUCGGGUGGUGGAAAGAAGGGAGGGAGAUAG
Exophiala dermatitidis NIH/UT8656 is the source of this 3444-nucleotide messenger RNA. Its product is annotated as translation factor. The record is from RefSeq and is a predicted model, not a curated record. Gene Ontology annotation, molecular function: ribosomal large subunit binding; tRNA binding. The transcript has 2 exons. Gene Ontology annotation, cellular component: RQC complex. Lineage: Eukaryota; Fungi; Ascomycota; Eurotiomycetes; Chaetothyriales; Herpotrichiellaceae. The coding region runs from base 1 to 3444 and encodes 1147 amino acids. Gene Ontology annotation, biological process: rescue of stalled cytosolic ribosome; ribosome-associated ubiquitin-dependent protein catabolic process.